AUGAGCCGAGCGGGACCGGGUUUUGCGGGGACGCCGUCUGAUGGAUUCUCACCCGGCGACGACGACACGGACCACCUGAGGUUCCGGCUGGCUAAGACGGAGGAGGAGAUCGAGACUCUCAGGCAGGCGCUGCUGAGCAAAGAGAAGUCGGCCGCCGAUCUCCGCCGGCAGCUGGGUUUGGGCCCGUUGGAGAAUCUUAAGCACAACCUGUCCAAAGGCUGGCAAGACGUACGGACGUCGUCCCCAUAUCUGACGGCCUCAGCGGUCCUGGAAGACAUCGGCAACACGGAAGCGUGCGUGAGGACCAAGGAAGGUUUGGCUCAUGCAGGCCGUGUCACAUCUUCUGCAUUGUCCAACGUGGGCGUUGCUAUCACCAGAAGGUUGGCGGAGAUGAGAGCUCUACCGCUUCCAGGUCCGCCGCGCCACCACGUGAGCGUACCAUCCAUGAGACACUCUUCCACAUUCAAGUCUUUUGAAGAAAUGCUUGGCAACGUCAAGCGCUGCUUGUGCUUGGAACAACCCACACCCUACAGGAACCACGUGACCACCUGCGGCGACAUCAAAGAGUGUCGCAACUCUCUUUAUAUGGCUCUGAGUGUUACUAACUCCCCCACCCCACCUGAUCUCGUCAGCGCUAACGAGUUCGGUUGUGUUGGGGCGUGUCAUGCCAGCGAGUGA
This is a messenger RNA of Nerophis lumbriciformis (worm pipefish), 678 nucleotides long. NCBI's taxonomy places the organism in Eukaryota, Metazoa, Chordata, Actinopteri, Syngnathiformes, Syngnathidae. The record is from RefSeq and is a predicted model, not a curated record.